AUGGAGUGUCGGAUGGAGGUGGUGAUAGCCAGGGCCAUGGGAAGAUUGGUUGUGAUGACUGAUGAGAAUACGAAAAGGGGGAGAUCAGGUGGUGGAGGGGAGGGUACUGGUGGUGGGGGGGAGGGGACUAGUGGUGGGGGUGGGGGUGAUGGAGGAGGUGGUGAUGGAGUGGGAGGUGGAGGGGAGGGAAUUGAUGGAGGGGGCGAUGCGAUUAUAAGGGGUGGAGAAGGUGGUGGGACUACUGGUGGAGCUGCGGCUACUGGAGGGGGGGAUGAAGGGGGAAGUGGUGGGGGAAUUACAGGGACUAAAGGUGGUGGAGAAGGAAUGACUAAUGGGGGUGGAUUGGGAGGGCUGCUGGCUCGUCUAGGGGAAGGGUUAAAAGGGUUAUCAGGAGAUUGA
Daucus carota subsp. sativus is the source of this 399-nucleotide messenger RNA. RefSeq lists its product as uncharacterized. The record is from RefSeq and is a predicted model, not a curated record. Lineage: Eukaryota; Viridiplantae; Streptophyta; Magnoliopsida; Apiales; Apiaceae. The coding region runs from base 1 to 399 and encodes 132 amino acids. The transcript has a single exon.